AUGUCCCUGUCCCUAUCCCUAUCCUUUUCUAAACUAGGCAGCAUCCCUAAUUCGGAACUAUCCAACAUGGACUCCCUGCCCGAAGAAAUCCUCAUAGGCGUCGUGGACAAGCUGGACCGCAAGGCCGACCUGUCUACCAUCCUCAGCCUGCGCGGCGUCAGCCGGAAAUGGCGCCGCGUCGCGACCCCGUACGUCCACAUCGCCGUCCAGAACUAUCGGCCCCAGACCGCCGACGCGCCCUGGAACUUCCACCGCUCCACCGACCUCCUGUGCUACCUCUGCUGGAAGCUUUCGCAGAAGCCGCACCUCGCCCGCUUCGUCAAGGAGGUCGCUUCCCGCCCCUGGAAGGAUGCCCGCUGGAAAUCCUUGGCUGCUAAGGCGGACUUGAGCGCGCGGUACCGCGAGGCGCUCGCGGGGGUUGGCUCUGCUGUUCCGGACGACGUGAAGGAUGGCAUUGUCGCCGAGAUGCUGUAUGAUGUGGGCGACGCGCUGCUCGCGUUCGUGCUGAUUCUGUGCACCGACAUCGAAGUCCUUAUGAUCCCGGCUCUCGAUAGGGGAUGCGGGCCGCGGACGAGACAGGUGCUCCGGUGCGCGCAUGCACAGCUCCAGGAUCCGCCGCGGGAUGGCCGGGAAGCUAUGCUUAGCGCCGUUCGGUACGUCCAGCUGGGCGAUUACGUUAAUGGCUUAUGCCUCGCAGACGCUCUGGAUGUGCUUGCCCUGCCGAGGCUGCAGCAUCUUGAGCUUGGGAACUUGGGAGAUACUACCGUCGACGGCAGCCAGCCUUUACCACCACCCUUCCCCGAGCUCCCUAAAACUCACCUGCAGGGCCGUGGCCCAGUCGACAUAACGCUCGAGUCGUGCCGUCUUAGCGGUAAGGGCCUAGUCACGCUACUCGCGGCAUGCGGCCGCACGCGCUCGCUCUUCGUCAAGAUGCGAACCGGCAACGUGCGGCCCUCGCGGGCACCAUGUUUCGCCGAGGCGCUCGAGCUAUACGGCCAGAACCUCGAGUUUUUAUAUCUCGACACGACGGCAUUUGAGGACGGGUUAGCCGGUGCUACCGACCCCGAUCCCCACCCCGAUUCCAAUUCCAACUCCAAAACACUAACCCCAUGCGCCCGCUUCCUCCGCGCCCUAUCCUCCCUUAACACCAACCUACAAUUUCUAGCGCUGUCCCGCGCCGACUUCCCGACGCCCGAGGACCUGAGAGCCGCACUACCGGUCUCGCUGCGCGAGCUCCUAGUCUUAGAAGUAGACGACAACGACGAAGAAGAAGAAGGCGACGACGCAUACCAGAACCUAGUGCGCGGCCGGAAUACCCCGUGGCUGGAGCGCGUAGUAUGCCAGCGCGCUACGUCCAAUAACGAUACGGGCGCCAUGUACGACGGCUGUCUGCGGGACAGGAAGUUACCUAGCACCCGGGUGUUGGAGAAGAGCCGGUGUACGGUGUUUACGUGGUGUGUCAGCGAGUAG
This is a messenger RNA of Daldinia loculata, 1470 nucleotides long. RefSeq lists its product as uncharacterized. NCBI's taxonomy places the organism in Eukaryota, Fungi, Ascomycota, Sordariomycetes, Xylariales, Hypoxylaceae. Gene Ontology annotation, molecular function: protein binding. Bases 1 to 1470 code for a protein of 489 amino acids. The transcript has a single exon. The record is from RefSeq and is a predicted model, not a curated record.